Molecule: messenger RNA, 450 nt
Organism: Telopea speciosissima
Lineage: Eukaryota; Viridiplantae; Streptophyta; Magnoliopsida; Proteales; Proteaceae
Exons: 1
Coding region: 1-450 (149 amino acids)
Source: RefSeq, a predicted model, not a curated record
AUGGACAUAUAUGCCCUCAUCGAACCUCAACCCUCCUCACUUCAGGCCAAUUUAUCACCCUCUAUACUAACUAAACCCACCACCUACACCCAGGCCAGUCGUGACCCAGACUGGGGCUCUGCCAUAUCCGAGGAAUUUGAUGCAUUAUUACGUAAUAACACGUGGUCACUUGUUGCACGUACUCCUAACAUGAAUUUGACUAGCUGUAAGUGGAUAUACAGGAUUAAGCAAAAAGCGGAUGGCUCUCUUGAGCGUUACAAGGUCAGAUUGGUCGCCAAGGGUUUCCAUCAACAACAUGGGGUUGAUUAUGAUGAGACAUUCAAUCCUGUCAUCAAACCCAUAACCAUUCGGACAGUUCUUUCCUUUGCCAUCUCCAAUGGAUGGUUUGGUUGCCAACUGGAUAUAAAAAUGCCUUCCUUCAUGGCAUCCUUGAUGAAGAAGUAUAUAUGA